Linum tenue is the source of this 504-nucleotide messenger RNA. Lineage: Eukaryota; Viridiplantae; Streptophyta; Magnoliopsida; Malpighiales; Linaceae. The record is from the annotation of a GenBank genome assembly.
AUGGUGGUCUGGGUGCAGUUUCCGCCCUUUCCGGUGCACUUCUACCACAAGGAAAUCCUCUUCUCGUUAGGGAACAUGUUAGGUCGGGCUAUCAAACUGGAUUAUCACACUCUUCAUCAACAACGUGCCAAGUUUGCUCGUAUCGCUGUGGAAAUUGACCUCUCGAAGCCUCUGGUCACGCGCAUCAGAUUGGACGGCCAAUGGCAAUAUGUCGAAUACGAGAACUUACCAACAGUGUGUUUCGAAUGUGGUAGAAUUGGUCACUUGGGAGAAAGCUGCCCAUCUCUCACACCCCCAGUACAACUUAUCACGGCCGGUCCAUUGACGAACUCGUCGGAAACCUCCGGGAACGAAGAGGCGGAAGAGCGAACUGGCUACGACCCAUGGAUGCAGGUCACCCGACGAUCACGGCGAGGAAACCGGGGCACCGAAAAUGGAAACUCCAAUAAGAAAAUGGGAGACUCGCAAAUCAGUGGUGGAGUUGGGAAAGGAAAGAACAAUUAG